Messenger RNA from Cherax quadricarinatus, 2929 nucleotides. RefSeq names its product calpain-5. NCBI's taxonomy places the organism in Eukaryota, Metazoa, Arthropoda, Malacostraca, Decapoda, Parastacidae. Gene Ontology annotation, molecular function: calcium-dependent cysteine-type endopeptidase activity. The record is from RefSeq and is a predicted model, not a curated record. Gene Ontology annotation, biological process: proteolysis. Gene Ontology annotation, cellular component: cytoplasm.
GAAUCAUUGCUAGGAAUGGCUGUAUUAACCAUGGUUUUGGUGGUGUGAGUCAGUGUAAGGGAGGUGCUGCUAUCAGUGACUGCGAGGUAUUUUUGGUCUUGGUGUCAGUAGUGGUCCAGACCGAGGUGGACGCAACGCUAAAUUUACGCGGUGGGUGUCACUGGCUACCAGCGUGUGUAGUGGGGAAAUGUGAGUGUCAGAACUGGAUUUCAAUACCAACGCUGAGAAUCAGUAAUGCUGCAUCAAAUCUGUUUUUGGCCCAACUUAUAGCAAGAGUGUUAAGACCUGUAAAAAACUCAAGAAACUAAACAGAAGCACGAGUCAAGUAAUUACAUAAGAUGAAAAGAUAGCCCACGAUGGGUCUCUUCAGCCACACCACGGCCUUUAAUGGCCAGAAAUAUUCAAAGCUAAAGAAAGAAUGUCUUAAAAGAGGAGAGAAAUUCAGUGACCCAAAAUUUCCUCCCCAUGACUCAUCACUGUUCUUCUCGAAGCAACCUCCUGGAGUUGUUACCUGGAAGCGGCCGCAGGAUAUAGUUGAGGAACCUCGUUUGUUUGUUGAAGGAGCAAGUGCUAAUGAUGUAACGCAAGGUCAGCUGGGCAACUGUUGGUUUGUUGCUGCCUGUGCUACUCUUGCAGGUGUCAAGGAGCUUUGGAAUAGAGUAAUACCAGAUUACAAAGACCAAGAAUAUGGAGAGCUGCAUCCUGGAAUCUUCCACUUUCGAUUCUGGAGGUUUGGAGAGUGGCUUGAUGUUGUCAUUGAUGACCUUUUGCCAACCAUUGACGGACAGCUAAUAUUUACUCAUUCAAGAGAAAAAGGAGAGUUUUGGUGUGCCUUACUGGAGAAAGCAUAUGCUAAACUGCAUGGAUCAUAUGAAGCAUUAGAAGGUGGUAAUCUUAGUGAUGCUCUGGUAGACUUGACUUCAGGAGUCUCAGCGCAUUUAGACUUGACAGUGGGCGGCUACACUGAUGACUUUGAGAAACGUAAGCAACUUUUCAAGAUGAUGAGCAAGGAGAUGAAUGAACACGCAUUAAUGUGCUGUGCUAUUGCUGCUCAUAAUCAUGAGGAAGUAGAGAUGAGAACUAAUGUUGGUCUGGUUAAGGGUCAUGCAUAUGGCAUCACAGCAUGCAGGAAGAUCAACAUUGGUGAUACAGGACUCUUCUCCUUAUUCAAAGGAGCUCAAAAGAUGCGGAUGAUACGAUUAAAGAACCCUUGGGGAGAACGGGAGUGGAAUGGAGCAUUCAGUGAUGGUAAGAGGAGGAGUGGAUUUGUGUAUACAACUUCGCAACUGACCAAAAUGUACUCCAGGUCACCAGAAUGGUCGAAAGUUUCAGCAUCUGAACGAGAAAAGUUAGGACUGACUUUUGAAGAUGAUGGUGAAUUUUGGAUGACAUUUGAAGAUUUCGUAGAACAUUUCACAGACCUCUCCAUCUGUUUCCUCAUCAACACAAAGCUCUUGAGUUUCAGCAAGACCUGGCAUGAGACUGUGUUUUAUGAUGCUUGGACAAUUGGUGUCCGUGGACAUAAUACAGACAGAGCUGGAGGAUGUCCAAACAACAAGGAUACAUUUUUACGUAACCCCCAAUAUAGAUUUGAUGUCAAGGAUGAGGUUGAUGACGUCAUAUUCCAUUUGAUGCAGAAAGAUACACGGGAUCGUAAGCAAGAAGGAAUCCAAAAUCUAGUGGUUGGCUUUCAUGUUAUGAAGGUGGAAGAAAACCGUAGGUAUCGUGUACAUCGUAGUCAUGACAGCAUAGCCACAUCUGAUUAUAUACGCACAAGAGCCAUUUUCUUACGAGAGCAGCUAAAGCAAGGGCGUUAUGUUGUUAUCCCUACAACUUUCAAGCCAGAUGAAACAGGAGAGUUCAUUUUUAGAAUGUACACCUCUAGAGAUCCUGAUGCAAAGGAGUUGACAAAGGAUGAACCUAAGAUACCAUGGUACUCAUGUGUUAAGAAGCCCAGCAUUGUCACAGCAGUUACGGUGAAAAGUGCUUCUGAUUUGGAGAAGCAGUCUUCAUUUGGAGGGGAAGCUGAUUCCUACUGCAUUGUCAAGUGUGAGGGAGAGACUGUUCGCACACCUGUUGCCAAAAAUACAACAAACCCUACCUGGGACACAAAGGCAAUCUUCUACCGUGCCAAUCCAGAGGAACCAAUUGUUAUUGAGAUAUGGAACAGUAAUGUGCUAGUAGAUGGGUUCAUUGGACGGGCAGAAGUAGAAGCUCCAGUCAAUGCGACAGUGAUGCAGAUAGAGCUACCACUGUAUGGCCGAAGGAAAGAAAAAACAGUGGAGAAACAAGGAAAGCUUUUUGUACAAGUGUAUAGCGAUGAUGACUUGACUAGUAUCUAAACUGAAUAUUAAGAAGGAAGGUAUCCUUAUACACUACAAUUUUUGUUAAGGGCGAGUUGUAUACAGUACGAAAAAACAUGGUGCACUCAAUUUAAAUACAAUACAUACUUUAAUAUGUAAAUGCUUUUCUUUGUAUAAUAAGAAUCAUACAUUUUUUACAGAUUUUUUAAAUAAUAUUUUGCAUAAUAAGGUGUUUUUUAAAGAUUUUGUUACAUGUAGUUGUUUGUGUAUGUUUGUCUCAUCACACUUAUUAUAGAUAUAAAAGGAUGAUACAAUACAUAUACAGGUUUUACCAAAACUGAAACCCAUUUAGUUUAUUUGACAUAUUUAUACAUCAUCUCUAAUUUACUUAAAUUGUGCAGUUCAUAUGUAAAAAUUUAUGCUAUAAUUUCUACUUUAUUUAACACGAUAAUACAGUAUGGUAGAACACCAUAUAUUUGGCUAGAUUGGGACAGGAGGCUGUCUAAAUUUUUUAUUUGUCUGAAGAUACCAAGCAUGAAGUUCUUGAAACUUUUUUUAUUUUUUUUUCAAAGGAAACUCAUCAGACAAAAGGAAAGUAAAAAUCAAAUAAAAAUUGUGCUCAUCAA